Molecule: messenger RNA, 1876 nt
Organism: Ornithodoros turicata
Lineage: Eukaryota; Metazoa; Arthropoda; Arachnida; Ixodida; Argasidae
Exons: 13
Coding region: 241-942 (233 amino acids)
Source: RefSeq, a predicted model, not a curated record
CGAGGAUGCAGUAACGCAUUUGGUCUCGGCAUACGCCAGGACGCCCUGGAAAUAAAUCAUACAGACAGUGUGCACGUGAUUUCAUUAUGCCAACGGCAGCAGCGCAAGCUUCGUUCUCUAUUUGAAAGGUGCUUCCGAACAGCCUGCUGGAUGGAUAGAUAUUUUUUAAAGGCUUCGAAAUAUGCCUUCUUCUGUGUAAGAAGAUAUUUUGAAGGAAUCAUCAUUGGGUGACUCGAAGCUAUGCGUCAGAGGGUGGCAUGGUGGAUUUUCGCCAGCCACUCAAAGCAACGACCUUUCCGGAGACUUUGGUUUUCGUUCCCAGCUAUUACGGAGGCAAAUACGCUGUCCCAAGAGAGGCGAAGUGAAGGAACACGAAGUAAACUGGGAAGCAAGUACAGCUUCUGUAUGUGGCUAUACAGCGGAGCCAUGGUACAUUGCAUAGAUACGUGCCAGUGUGCAGACGAAGCUCGAAGAUGUGAGGCGAGCAUUGUGACGACGCGCCAGGUCUUCUACGUAUAUCAGGGGCGACAUGCACGUAGCAUGGAACUUUCGACCCCAAACACAGCGAGACAAACAACAAGCGAGCCAGGAGGAAGGAUUACAGACUCGAAAUUGUUCGUUACAAGAUGCGGUGCGAACUCUUCCCCCGGGGUCAGAGGGCGUUGGAACCUUCCAAUAUUCGCAGCACAGCAAGAUAAAGGCGAACAACGGGCUCCACGAAGGAAGGGAUUACACGGGUUCCAAAUCGUCCGCACGAGACGUUGCUGCCCAAAGGAACCGUGUUCCUUUAAAACGCGAAGCACGAAACCGAAAGGACAAACAAAACAAGCUUCUACAACAAGAGAUUACACAGACUCCAAAUUGUUCGGCACAAGGAGAACGAAUUGCCCGCAAGUCUUACGACCCCGCUGGAACUACCAGACAGCACAUCAUCUGCGUUGAUUGCGGUGCAUUGAUCGGGAUCAGCAUAAACGCGCUUAACGCUCUGCUUGCGAACGCGGAUCAUGUCUGCAGAGUGACAUCCGACGGAGUGACCCCGGAGACACAAUGUGUUAGCAGACGACGCGGGAGCACUUGCGUCUCUUCCGGUCAAAGCUCCUUCCGCUUGAAGAACAUCAACCCGACAGGAAAAGGCUUUUGACCGCUCUCCCUGUCCCUGUCGCUUCAGUGCAGUCGCUCUGCAUUGGCUGUUUGCCCCGCUGUCAACCUUCUUUCCCUCGGUACCGAGUGUUUUUUGUCGUUUGGGAGAAUGCCAUGAAAGAAGAAACGACCAACAUGAGAUCGUCCCUAUAGCCAGCCUCAUUCACGAACUCGAUCACAUUACGGGACAGUCAUCCUGACAAGUGGUGGCUGUAUCUCAGAUGUGUUGCUGGAUAAGUAGGAGACAGGAGGUUGGACAGAAACGACAGACGACAUCAGGGUGUAUCUGAGUGCCUGUACCUAUAGAUAAUUUUUGUGUAUGUUCACGAAAAUAUUACAUUUUCAUGUACGCAUUUGUAGACGUAACCCAGUUACUUGUUCCAGUGAGUUUCGAGUACUUGUUUAGAAGGUAGGCAAGUGAUUGAACACAAAUAUGAUUUCGCGAUGUGGAAGCCAAACCGUUAUAAACGUCUGGCAUAUGCCGUCUAGUCAUCGUACUGUGAAUAACAAUAUUUAUACAAUACCAUAUACAAUAUAUAUACAUGAAUACUAUCUCUCGUACUAUCUCUCGCACAGAGUGCCUCAGACACUCUUUCAUACCGCUCGCCGAAACCGAGUGGAACCCACUCCCACAGAACGUUGUCGACAUCGCAGAUCCCCUAACCUUCCGCAGGCAUUUACUUUCCCAUUUGUUUCAUUAAUAACUUUGUUGUCACUUAGGCCCCCUUCCCUAGGU